AUGUCAGGAGAAAUGGAAGUCAAGAGCUGGGACUCCACACAGAACAGUGUUCAGAAAUUGUGCUAUGAGUGGACCAUUAGCAACUUUUCAACUUACAUGUGGGGGAUUCAGAAAGAGAUUACAAGCCCAGUGUUCUCAUCAGAGGCCAGUGAAGAAGUGGCGUGGUGUUUGAGAGUACACACAAAUGGGGUUGAUGAAGAAAGCAAAGGUUUCCUGUCAGUUCACCUGGUGUUGAUCAGCCAACCAGGAAGCCUAGUUUGGGCCAAGUUCCAGUUCUGGAUCAUAAAUUUCCAAGGAGAGAAAUUUCAAAGUAUGAAGAGCACGAAAGCUGCCUGCUUUCUGCCAAAUAAACCACUGGGAUUCAAAAAGUUCCUCUCUCGAGAUUUCCUCCUCUCCCUUCAGCACUGGCUUGUCCCUCAAGACCAGCUCACCCUUUGCUGCAAGGUGAACAUAAUAGGAGCCUUCUUUAGCAUGCCUGAACAGAACAUAACACCUGCAAUCAAGAAUACAGGGCAGAUGUUGAUAGAUGACCUAACAAAGCUGUGGGAGAAAUCUCUUUUCACAGACUGCUCCCUAUUGGUAGGUGACCAUGAAUUCAGGGCUCACAAGGCCAUCCUAGCAGGUCGCUCUCCAGUUUUCAGAGCCAUGUUUGAACAUGAAAUGCAGGAGAGACUAACCAACCUUGUGAAGAUCCCUUACCUGGAUCCUCAGGUCUUCAAGGAGAUGAUGGACUUCAUCUACACAGGGAAGGCACCACACCUCAACAGCUACCCUAUGGCCACUGGUGUGCUGACAGCAGUUGACAGGUAUGGCCUGGAGCACUUGAUGGUCAUGUGUGAGCAUGCCCUCUGCAGGAUCCUCUCUGUGGAGAAUGCUGCACAUACUCUCAUCCUGGCUGACCUCCACAGCAGAAAGAAUCUAAAGACCCAGGCCCUGAAUUUCAUUGCACUUCAUUCCUCUGAGGUCUCUGAGACCUCGGAGUGGAAGUCAAUGUUGGAGUCACAUCCCCGCUUGGCAGCUGAAACCUUCCACUCCCUGGAUUCUGCACAGAGAAUAUUUUCUUUGAGCCCUCACUCAAACGCCUAA
Messenger RNA from Apodemus sylvaticus (European woodmouse), 1086 nucleotides. Its product is annotated as TD and POZ domain-containing protein 1-like. The transcript has a single exon. Gene Ontology annotation, cellular component: nucleus; cytoplasm. Gene Ontology annotation, biological process: proteasome-mediated ubiquitin-dependent protein catabolic process; regulation of proteolysis. NCBI's taxonomy places the organism in Eukaryota, Metazoa, Chordata, Mammalia, Rodentia, Muridae. Bases 1 to 1086 code for a protein of 361 amino acids. The record is from RefSeq and is a predicted model, not a curated record. Gene Ontology annotation, molecular function: ubiquitin protein ligase binding.